Carassius gibelio (silver crucian carp) is the source of this 4575-nucleotide messenger RNA. RefSeq names its product ena/VASP-like protein. Gene Ontology annotation, molecular function: profilin binding; SH3 domain binding; actin binding. Gene Ontology annotation, cellular component: cytoskeleton. The transcript is spliced from 14 exons. Gene Ontology annotation, biological process: protein homotetramerization; actin polymerization or depolymerization; positive regulation of actin filament polymerization. The record is from RefSeq and is a predicted model, not a curated record. Lineage: Eukaryota; Metazoa; Chordata; Actinopteri; Cypriniformes; Cyprinidae. The coding region runs from base 618 to 2558 and encodes 646 amino acids.
ACUGCGAUGCCCUGAUAUAUUCAUAAACAUAGUUUAUCAUCAAACAAAAGUAAUUUGUUUAUGCCUGUUUAUACAACAGAACCAAAUGAGUAUGAAUAACAGGAAGAGGAGGAAUAAAAGUAAUCCAAUGAGGCCAAGCAGGCAGGGCUCAGAGGACGUUGCAAUGCGGCAUAUUGGCCACCAGUGGUCACUGUUCUGCGUGUUUGCUUUUACACUCUCCCGAUAAGCUCCUUUCUCAUUGUCAUAACACGGUGGAGAGGAAAAUGGCAACUCCAGUGCACGUUUGCAGUCCGCAAUACAGAUCGAUGUUGUAGGCGCGACCAUGAGCUAAACAUGGGAUAUGUUUUAUUCCGCUGUGGUGACAGAGAGCGAAAUGCUGUAGAUCUUUCGAGACAUCUGCAUUGCUUUUGAUCCGAGGACUGACUGUGCAUCGCUGGAUGGGAAUAUACAUUCAAGCUGACCAUUGUUUUAUAGAAUAAUACACGUGCUGUAUUUAUACUCAUUAAAAUACAUAUUUAUGCACCGAUAGCUUUACAUACAUAGGCUUGGCUAAGUUUCUUUUUUCACCUUUUAAAUUAUUUAUUGCAUCCAUAUAUUCGUUGGGAUAUCAUCAGAAAAUGAGUGAACAGAGCAUAUGUCAAGCCCGAGCCUCUGUGAUGAUCUAUGAUGACGCUAGCAAAAAAUGGGUUCCAGUCAAACCGGGCCAGCAGGGCUUCAGCCGCAUCAACAUCUACCACAACACUGUCAGCAACAGCUUCCGUGUGGUGGGAGUCAAACUACAGGACCAGCAGGUCGUUAUAAACUACUCUAUUGUGAAAGGUCUGAAAUAUAACCAGGCCACGCCAACUUUCCACCAAUGGCGUGAUGCGCGGCAAGUUUACGGGCUGAACUUUGCCAGCAAAGAGGAGGCCACCACCUUCUCUACUGCCAUGCUGUUUGCGCUCAAUGUCCUGAGCUCUCAGGAUGCAGGGCCAGGAGCACAUCGUCAGAAUGGAUCGGUGACAGAUGAUGCCGAGGCUCAGAGGAGGCAAAUGAUGGACCAGAUACAGAUGGAAAGGGAACGACGAACAUCUGGCUCUGCAGUCUCCACCCUUCAGUUUAAAGUAUCAGCAUCCGCCUCUCAGUCCGAAAACACUCUGCAUGACCUCAGACAGUAUCGGGCUAACACUCUUCCCCCUUCCUAUGCUCACUUUAACCCCACGCAACCCUCCUCCCACACCUCCUCUUCAUCCCAGGAACGAGAGAGUGGCUACCGUACUGUGGACUCCCCUCGAAAAAAGGCACGGCAGCUUUCCCAGCUUUCCACCUCUCUGGCUUCUGCUUUCUCCCCCGUGCAGCCAGGUAUCACCCCUCCACCUCGCAAUGUCAAGCAAAUCCCUCUUUCCCCUCCGAUGACUCACCAGGACCCCAAACAUGCCACAUGGUCUUCCACCCACAUGUACACUCCAUUACCCACAGCAUCGCCACCUGUUAUAAUGGCGGUGCCAGCCAAACAACCUGCUCUGCCUGUCGCUCUCCCCUUGCCACCCCUAAACAACGGCCCAUCCUGUGGCUCCAAAGUUCCUGUUAACACAUCCCACUUGGAGACUGUAACACACCACCAACAGUCGUCCAGUGGCCCAGUAGAGGAGUACUGCCAGUAUCAAAACCCUCCUUUACUGGCCACCUCUGGAGCUCUGUCGCACCCACACUAUCCCAUACUAGAAUCGUCCCCCCUGCCCCCUCUCAUUGGCCAGCCUUUCCAAGGCCCUGCCCUCCACCAGCAGCAGCAGCUGUACCAGGCCACACCCCCAUUCAACACCACAGUCACCUCUCACACUAGUCUGUGUGAGGGGGCAACACCCAAGAUGUCUCCCUCUCCUGUUUAUCAGAACGCCACAGCGUCCAGCACAGGUCCUCCUGUUCCACCGGGUCAUCCUUCCAUGCUCUCAUCCACCCCUCCUGUUCACCCCCCUACCUCAGCAUCCGUGGCGGGUCCACCAGCCCCUCCGCCCCCUCCUGGGCCUCCCCCACCCGGUCCGCCUCAACCCGGGCCUCCACCACCCUCCAUAGGGCCCCCUCCUGCCCCUCCUCCACUGCCGGCUGGUGGAGGAUCUGCUCCGUCAGGUCUGGCUGCAGCUAUAGCUGGUGCCAAGCUGCGAAAAGUUCAGCGGACAGAGGAAAGCAGUAGCAAGAACAAUGCCAAUCGCUCCAGUGGAGGCAGUGGAGGAGGUGGAGAAGGUCUCAUGCAGGAGAUGAAUGCUCUUUUAGCACGGAGGAGGAAGGCCUCAGAGAAACCAGAAGACGGUCAAAAUGAGGAGUCUAAUGGAUCGCCUUCAUCUUCUCGUGGACAAAAUUCAGAUCCUGUGAAGAAGCCAUGGGAACGAGCCAACUCUGCAGACAAGUCUUCAGCUGUGUCAAGGGCAAAACCAAUCGGAAACACCAGUGAUGCUGAGUCAUUCGACUUUGACAGAAUGAAACAGGAGAUCUUGGAGGAGGUUGUGCGGGAAUUGCAGAAAGUAAAAGAAGAAAUCAUUGAUGCCAUUAGAAGGGAACUGCUGAGGAUUGGCUCCACGUAGUCUUAAGAAAUGUCAACGAUUAUGACAAACAACAACUGAAGGUUCGGGGAAGUACAGGAAAGCGCACAUGAAAGUGUUUUCUCACAGCAUAUCUGCAAUGCUAUGGAGAAUUCAGUUGCAGAAAUGUUGUGCAGAUACAAAAAGGACAAGGGAAAGCUGAGGAACAGAAGGAAUUGGAGCGAGUGAUUGUGUGUAGGGAUGAGUGAAUGAACGAGCGAAUAGAAAUAUAGACCUUCACACUGAAUUUUCUAUUUCCUCCGGUAUGAACGUAGAGACGGUCCACUGUGCAGCUUGCUGCUCUCGCUCUUUCAAGUCUUAAAGUCAACUCAUUGGAAAUUGAUGAAGAUAGUUUUGUUUUCUAAGUUUUUAUCGUUUCAUUGGUCAUUGUUAUUAUUGUUAAGAAUUGUAUUAUUAUAUUAAAUGAGAGAGAUACAAAGUUGGACAACAGUCUUUUAUAUUUUAUAUUAAUGCUCUUAUUCUUUGGUUUUAAGUACAAACUGCACACAUUUGUGCUAAACUGUCAGCUAACUACCACAGUUGAAACAGUUUGAGACACUUUGUUUGUUUUUUGGCCAAUGCAGAACUUCAGUAGAACUUUGUUUUAACUGAUUUUGAGGUAUGAGGUUAAACAUGGAUGCUCUAUCAAUGAGCUCAAGAGAUGGACAUAUAUAUAUAUUUAUAUGUGUGUGUGUGUGUAUAUAUAUAUAUAUAUAUAUGAUCAAAGAGGGCUUUGAAAAUUAAUCUGCAUUGUUAAUCCUUUUGAUCUUUUAUUUUAAAAAAUUCACAGAAAUGUAUCCUUUCAUUGGAUAAUUAGAAUUUUAAAUGGGGGGGGGAAUUUCAUUAUGAAAUAAAAGUUUUUCUAAAAUACUCAUUGGCCACAAUUAACGGCACCCUUUUAGUCAACACUUUUUGAAACCUCUAUUUGUCAGCAGGUCUAAAUCUUCUCCUAUAAUGCCUGAUGAAGUUAGAGAACACCUGACAAGAGAUCAGAGACCAUUCCUUGAUCCAGAAUCACUCCAGACCCUUCAGAUUCCCAGCUUCUCCUCUUCAGUUCACUCCUCUCAUUUUCUAUAGGGUUCAGGUCAGAGGACUGUAAUGGCUAGCAGAAGCUUGGUUUUGUGCUCAGUGACCAAUUUCUGUGUUGUUUUUGAGGUUUGUAUUUGUAUUAUUGUAUGGUUGGAAGAUCCAAAUGUGUCCCAUUAUAAGAUUUCUAACAGAGUCAGUCACUUACUGAUUUUUUAUCUGUUGGUAUUUGAUAGAAUCCAUGAUGCCAUGUGUCUAAACAAGACGUCCAGGACCACCAGCAGAAAUAUAGGCCCACAACAUCAAAAAUACAGCUGUAUAUUUCAUUGUACACAUGGGGUACUUUUUAUCUUUGUGUUCACCAAACCCAUAUUCAGUGUUUGCUGCUAAACAGCUUUUUUUUUUGUAUCUCACAAUAGAAGCCAUUCCCAUCUGAAGUUCCAGUCAUGUCUGAUAACUGAAUAUGCUUGAGUUUUGUUUUUGGAUGAGAUAGGAAAAUAUUUCUCUAAACCCUCCCAAACAACAUGUGGUGAUGUAGGUUCUGUUUGACAAUUAUUUUUAAGGUUUUCUAAACCCAAGACUAUUUUCUGCAGUUCUCCAGCUGUGAUCCUUGGAGAGUCUUUAGCCACUCAAACUCUCCUUCUCACUGUGCAUUAGGAUGAUAUAGACACACGUCCUCUUCCAGGCAGAUUCUUAACAUUUUAUGUUGAUUGGAAAUUCUUAAUUAUUGUCCUGAUAGUGGAAAUGGGAAUUGUCACUGCUCUAGCUCUUUUCUAAAAGCCACUUCACUAAUUUGUGAAGAUGAAUUAUAUUUUGCUGCACAUCAGAAAUAUAUUCUUUGGUUUUUCCCAUUUUUAUGGAUGAUUAAGGGAAUUUGGGCUUUGUUUUUCCUCCUCUUUAUAUUUCUGUGAAACAGGAAGCCAUGGCUCGAUAAUUUCAUGUUUAUAAUCACGCUGGAUUGCUCAAAAUUGUGAAUAUGAAUGGGAAUAUACUU